Messenger RNA from Diaporthe citri, 2460 nucleotides. RefSeq lists its product as uncharacterized. The coding region runs from base 1 to 2460 and encodes 819 amino acids. The record is from RefSeq and is a predicted model, not a curated record. Gene Ontology annotation, molecular function: Glc3Man9GlcNAc2 oligosaccharide glucosidase activity. Gene Ontology annotation, biological process: protein N-linked glycosylation; oligosaccharide metabolic process. Gene Ontology annotation, cellular component: endoplasmic reticulum membrane. Lineage: Eukaryota; Fungi; Ascomycota; Sordariomycetes; Diaporthales; Diaporthaceae. The transcript has 3 exons.
AUGGCGAGCUUCCGCCCGCUGACCGUCCUGGUCGGCGUGCUGCUGUCUCACCUGCUGUUUGCCUGCGUGGCCGCCAAGGAUGAAGCUGUCCUCAACGCCGAGAUUGGCAGGCUGAACAACCAGAGCCUCCUCUGGGGGCCGUACCGUCCAAAUCUCUACUUUGGUGUCCGGCCUCGGCUGCCUCACAGUUUGAUGACCGGGCUGAUGUGGUCCAAUAUCGACACAUUCAACGGGCCAAAGGACAAUCUCCGUUUCACAUGUGAGCAGCACCAGGGCAUGGCGGGCUAUGGCUGGGACGAAUACGACACUCGCCGGGGAGGUGUUCAGACCAUCCACGACGCUGGAAACGGCGUCGAUAUCACCACCUCUUUUGUCAAGGUUCCGGGCGGCGGAAACGGCGGGAGCUGGGCUGCAAGGAUCAGAGGUGUGCCCCGGUCCGGCGCCCCCGACAACAUCAAGACCCAGGUUGUCCUCUUCGUCUCCCAGGAAGGUCUGGGCAGUGAGUUAGAGACCGAGGCCGACGGUGAUGUCAGCGGUUUCGCCGGAGAUGUCACCCUCAAUGGCCGGUCCGACUCUCUUGGCGAGUUCAAGCUCGUUGUCACCCACGGCACUGGUGAGCAUCCUCAGGGCGGUUCCGAAGUCGAUGACGAGAAGGACUUCGACAAGACCGUUGUCCAGUCAAUGACCCUGCCGCCCGAGUAUCUGUGGCAAGCCAAGGGCGUCGCCCUCCGUCAGUUCGGGGAGCGCAUCCAGAGCCUCAUGGACAGCAUCGAUAAGGAGUCCCCGCCGCCGCCGCACCAAAUGUACGCUCUGCAGAACAGGCCUGGUGCUGGCAACGGUCACCUCAUCCAGAAGAUCUUCGAGGGCCCAUUCGAGUUCGACAUCCUUUUCUCCAGCAAGUCCGCAGGCAAGGACCUGGGCAGUGAGGACCUGACCAGGGAGAUCAAGGAGACCACCGAGUCCUUUGGGGACCGCUUCACCAGUGUCUUCAAGCCGCAAGCCCCAUUCACUGCCGACAAGUAUGCGAAGUUUGGUAGAAGCAUGUUCUCAAACUUGAUCGGCGGCAUCGGAUACUUCCACGGCCAGCAUGUGACUGACCGCUCCUACGCGCCUGAGUACGAGGAGGACGACGAGGGUUUCUGGGAGGCCGCCGCAGAGGCGAGGGCUCGCAAGGAGCAGAAGCUCGAGGGCCCGUACGAGCUGUUUUCCAGCAUCCCUUCGCGGCCGUUCUUCCCGCGUGGCUUCCUUUGGGACGAGGGUUUCCACCUCCUGCCCAUCGCGGACUGGGACAUGGACCUGACCCUUGAGAUCAUCAAGAGCUGGUACAACCUCAUUGACGACGACGGCUGGAUCGCCCGUGAGAUGAUCCUCGGCGACGAGGCCAGGAGCAAGGUCCCUGAGGAGUUCCAGGUGCAGUACCCGCAUUAUGCCAACCCGCCCACGCUCUUCUUCGUCAUCGACGAGUUCAUCACCAAGCUCAAGAGCAUCGCCAACGGCAGUGCCACCUCUCAGAAGGAGACUCUUUCUCAAGACCAGUCCCUUGGCACCGCCUACCUGGACAACCCCAGCCUUGCUCUGGAUUACCUCCGCCAACUCUAUCCUCUCCUCCGCCGCCAGUUCUUCUGGUUCAAGAAGACCCAGUACGGCGACGUCAAGUCAUACGACCGCGAGGCGUACUCAUCCAAGGAGGCCUACCGAUGGCGGGGAAGGACCCCCCGACACAUCCUCACGAGCGGGCUCGACGACUACCCCCGGCCGCAGCCUCCCCACCCGGCCGAGCUGCACGUCGACCUGAUGAGCUGGGUGGGGCUGAUGAGCAAGUCCCUCAUCAACGUCGCCGAGACGAUCGGCGUCGCCGAGGACGCCGAGGAGUACAGGAAGAUCCUCGACGCCAUCGAGCACAACCUCGACGACCUCCACUGGUCGGACAAGGAGGGGUGCUACUGCGACGCCACCAUCGACGACUACGAGGAGAACGAGCUGGUCUGCCACAAGGGCUACGUCUCGCUCUUCCCGUUCCUGACGGGCCUCCUGAAGCCCGACAGCGCCAAGCUCGGCAAGAUCCUCGACCUCAUCGGCGACGAGGAGGAGCUCUGGAGCCCCCACGGCAUCCGCAGCCUGAGCAAGAAGUCCGAGUUCUACGGUACCGACGAGAACUACUGGCGCAGCCCCGUGUGGAUGAACAUCAACUACCUGGCCGUGAUGCAGCUCUACAAUGUGGCAAAGCAGGACGGCCCGCACCAGGCCAGGGCCGCGGACCUCUACAGCCGCCUGCGCAAGAACCUCAUCGAGACCGUCUACAAGAGCUGGGUCGACACCGGCUUCGCCUGGGAGCAGUACAACCCGGAGACGGGCGAGGGCCAGCGCACGCAGCACUUCACGGGCUGGACCAGCCUGGUGGUCAAGAUCAUGGCCAUGGAGGACCUCGCGGGCUCCGGCCACGUGCGCGACGAGCUGUGA